Molecule: messenger RNA, 1968 nt
Organism: Labeo rohita (rohu)
Lineage: Eukaryota; Metazoa; Chordata; Actinopteri; Cypriniformes; Cyprinidae
Exons: 7
Coding region: 33-1064 (343 amino acids)
Biological process (GO): response to bacterium
Source: RefSeq, a predicted model, not a curated record
AUCAGUUGUCUGAGGCAGAGGCAGAUGGACACAUGGGGAAUUCAAAGCACGAGGAUCAUUUUGGAAGACGAUGGAUCAUGAGAUAUUUCUUAAUUCUUUUGAUUUCCUCAACAAAUGUCUACUCCUCUGAUGUAGGUGUUGUUCAAGAGGAUAACGUAAAAAUAGUUCAAGCUGGAGAGGAUGUGAACCUUACUUGCACUUUUUCAAACCUUUUGCAAUCAACAACAGCAUGGUUUAAACAGACAGCUGAUGGAAAAUCCUUACAAAUUGUGUCUUUCUAUAUAAAUCUACAACCCAGCUGGAAUAAGGACUAUGAGAAAACAAAACGUUUUAAUGUUAUUAAAGGAAAUGGUCAUUUUAAUCUGACCAUUUUAAAGACAAAGCCUUCAGACUCAGCAGCGUAUUACUGUGUAGUCUCGUCACAUUACAGCAUUGGAAUGGGUGCAGGCACUAGAUUACUUGUCAAAGAUGCAGCUAUGGACAGACACACAACUCUUCAUCAGUCUUUGAUAGACACGCUUCAUCCAGGAGAUUCUGUGAGUUUGCAGUGCAGCAUCUUCUCUGAGAGUUGUACAGGAGAACACAGUGUCUACUGGUUCAGGCGAAGCUCAGAAGAAUCACAAGGAGUCCUUUACACCAAAGGAGAGAGAAAUGGUCAGUGUGAGAACAGAACUGAGUCUAAAAUGCAGAGCUGUGUCUACAGUUUCUUCAAGAGCAACAUCAGUCAAUCUGACGCUGGGAUUUACUACUGUGCUGUGGCCGCAUGUGGAGAGAUACUGUUUGGAAAAGGAACCAAACUAAAUUUUAAAGAGAGUGAUAAUAUGAAUCCAGCUCUUCUUGCUCUUGGAUUUUCAAACAUCAUAUUUUUGGCCCUGGUUGUUUUUCUGGGAUUAAAACUAUGCAGGGGGCAGAAUAAAGUGCCUACACCACAAGAGAGUCAAAAUGAAGACACUCUGAAUUACGCAUCCAUUAGUUUUGGUCAGAAACCUCUGAACACUAGAAGAGCUAAAGCAAGAAUCAGUCAAGACCAGUCUGUGUACGCACAGGUCAGAACACACCAGUGACAUUCAAAUGUUCAGAGAAACAUUUAACUUCUACACCGUAAAAAUAUUUCAUUAUAUUAUCACAUUGUCUUCUAACAACAUAUUUGAAUCUAAAUCCAUCAAUUUAAUUUGUCUGCAUAAUUGCAGUAAUUUCUAGUCCAUUUUAGUUCACUGAUUUUCUUUAUCUGAAAUUAAAGUCAAAGUACAGCCUGAAAAUUCACAGUGCAAUGAAUUUAUCACUGCUGACACCACUAUGAUUUUUGUUUGAAUUUGGCAGCAAUUACAAGUGUACUGGGCAACUAUUUUCUAAAAGAUGGUUGCAUUAAAAUUGAAUCAUGUCGAGGAUCACGUCUAAAUGCAAUACACUAUCGGUCAAAAUUUUGAAAUAUUUUUGAAUAUAUAUUUGAUAUAUAUUUUAAAAUGUAAUUUAUUCCUGUGAUCAAAGCUAAAUUUUUAGCAGCAUUACCCCAGUGUUCAGUGUCACAUUAUAUAAAUUAAUACUUUUAUUUAGCAAAGAUGCUUUAAAUUCAUCAAAAGUGACGAUAAAGACAUUCAUAAUGUUACAAAAGAUUUCUAUUAAAUCUUCUUCUGAACUUUCUAUUAAUCGAAGAAACGUGUUCAAAAAAUCUACUUAGCUGUUUUCAAUAUAAUAAUAAUAAUAAUAAUAAUAAUAAUAAUAAUAAUAAUAUGUUUUUUGAGCAGGAAAUCUGAAUAUUAGAAUGAUUUCUGAAGGAUCAUGUGACUGGAGUAAUGAUGUUAAAAAUUCAGCUUUAAAAUCACAGGAAUAAAUUACAUUUUAAAAUAUAUUCAAAUAGAAAACAGUUAUUUUAAAUAGUAAUAAGGAUAAGAAUAACUGUGGGAAUGAAAGAUAGUGUGUGUUUGUGUGCCUAUAUUUUUGUGGAUACAUGCAUGUAUCUUAUAAGAC